GACGUCACACGACGUUCCGUAACUCCGGGUUGCACGCGGCGGGAGCGUCCGCCAGUCCGACUUGGGGCUGGUGUACAUGCGUCUGUGCGAGUGUUUUGUAGUGGUUGUGUACAAGCGUGUCGUGUGGAAACACGGAGUAGUGUACGGUGCCCCCCCCAGCGGAGGCUGCUGACUGCAUGGAGCUGCGCGCCGAGCCGGUAGUGGCGAGCCUGGAGAUGUCGGAGUUGCAGGGCGGAGGAGAAGGUGAAGGCGACGGUGCGGGCUCCGAGGACGACAGCUACGAGACUUUGCCUGUGCACGUGUCCUUCAGCACGCACAUGACGGCCGGCGCGGUGGCUGGAGUGCUGGAGCACACGGUCAUGUACCCGGUGGACUCCGUUAAGACACGCAUGCAGAGUUUGCAGCCGGACCCGAAGGCUCAGUACCGGAGUGUAUACGGAGCUCUGAAACAGAUCGUGAUGACCGAGGGCCUCAUGCGGCCUCUCCGAGGCCUCAACAUAACGGUGCUGGGGGCGGGGCCGGCCCACGCGCUUUACUUCGCAUGCUACGAGCGAAUCAAGCGCAGCCUCAGCGACAUCAUUCAGAACGGCGGAAACAGCCACAUCGCCAACGGAGUGGCAGGAAGUGUCGCUACUGUGCUCCACGAUGCGGUCAUGAACCCUGCUGAAGUGGUGAAGCAGCGCAUGCAAAUGUAUAACUCGCCGUACCGAGGCCUCGUCGACUGCGUGCUGAAAAUAAGCCGCAACGAGGGCAUGGCCGCCUUCUACCGGAGCUACAGCACGCAGCUGACCAUGAACAUCCCGUUCCAGGCUUUGCACUUCAUCACGUACGAGCUGAUGCAAGAACGGCUCAACCCACAGCGGCAGUACCGCCCGGGAACACACGUAAUAUCGGGCGCCGCAGCAGGCGCCGUGUCUGCCGCCCUCACCACACCGCUCGACGUCUGCAAGACGCUCCUUAACACGCAAGAGGACGUGGCGUUAAAUUCGGCCCGCGUGAGCGGACAACUUUCAGGCAUGGCCAAUACUAUUAGGACGGUCUACAGGCUGGGAGGCUUCCCCGCCUUCUUUAAGGGAGUUCAAGCACGAGUCAUAUACCAGAUGCCUUCAACGGCCAUCGCCUGGUCCGUCUACGAGUCCUUCAAGUACUUUCUGUCCCGGGACGAUGAGAGCAGCUUGGGAGGGGAAAGGACGAGACGGACAUGAAUAGUUCGGGACAAGCUUCCCGACUAAAUCAGCACUAAUCACAGAGGAGCCGUCAGUCGUCCGUCACAGCGUUUAUUUUUUUUUUUGUUUUUUGUGUCUUCAUCACACUUUGAUAGUGUAAAAUCUUGAACAACAAAAAGGCGGGCGCCUAUGGUUCCGUUCAAACUACAAUUUUUUUUAUUUAUUGGAAGAUAUUAUCGCUGUUACAAAAAUCGAUGUAGGGAAAGAAACAGCCACCGCUAAACACGCACAAAAAUCUAGAUUAUACAGUAGGAGUGAAAUUGUCUCCUUUCAUUGAACACCAGCAUUUGAAAUCUGAUUAGAAUGAAAUCGUUUUCUUUGUAAUGGUGUUGAGUGGUAGGAUUCACAGAGGGCCCAUGGACCCAGACACACAUUUGUACACUUCCAUUCCAGAUGUUUUUCCUGGGUGAUAACAGACAGACAGGUUUCCCCUUGUCUGUGUGUUUAUAUGUAGGACAUUUGUACUUUCUUCCUUUUGGGAUGUUGGAAGUCCUGUAGGUUUAAUUUUUUGUUGGUUUGUUUUGACCAGCUAUGAUUUUACACAAGUGCUCUUCAUUGGCAUUUGCCAUCUUUACAUCGUACAUUUGCUUUAACUGCAGGCUGCAUUCCACUAUAAGUGCAUGAAUAUCCAGACAUUUGGAGGUCUUGCAGUUUAAACCUUGUGAACUAAUAAGCGCUACAGCAAGAGGCUUUAAUGUUAAAGAUAUGCAGCUGGGUAUUAAAAAGGUAUUUUGGCAAAACACUUUGAUAAUAUUUAACCGGUAAAAUUUUACCUUAUAAUUCAAGUAAAUUAAAACCAAAUUCACAUGUUUAAUCAUAGGUCCCACAAGCAUUUCUGCUCUCUAAAACCCAUAUUUGGCCAACAUUUUAUCGUUUCGUACAUCUUCUGUAAUACAGUUAUACCUGAAUGAAGAUUAUUGACAUAUAGAUGAAAGUAAAAGCAACUACUGUAGGUCCAGGACACAUUCUAUGCACGUUUAAAAGAAAAACAAAAAAACUUAAGUGUAUCGCUCUUUUCAAGCCACAUUCAAAAACCAAAUUCCCUCUCCAUAGACGAUGCACAUAUGAUGUUUUUGUUUUUGAAUGCUGUUUUCUGUAAUGAAAAUUGCUCUUUUUUUCCUCACAAUUUUUUUAAACAUAAAAGAUUGCCUUUUUUAAAAAAAAAAAAAAAAACUAUCCCAUAGUAAAGACUAGAAAUCCAAUUUUCUUGAAAAUGUUUGAAUUUUUCUUUUUAAAAAGAUGAAAAAAAAAAUCCCCAGUGGACCUUUAAAUACAAAAUACUUUUUUUUCCAGCUGCCAUUGUUCAUUCCGUUUUAUCGUCCUUUUCUAAAACGUGUAACAGCACACGGUAAGAUAUGUCCGAGUCGUUCGAGAGCAAACAAACAAGCCAAGGAGAAACACCGCCUCUUUUUGCAAUGCUUAUUGUUUUAAAGCCAAACACUGUGAUCUCAUUUGCUAAAAUGUUUCCAUUCCAUAUCAGCACAACAUGACAAACAAGAUUCGAAUGGAACAGGGUGGGAUGGAAGAAAUCCCGUGUCAAUCACAGUGAGUUUAGCCAAACGUUUGCAUCUGUACACUCGUGUACGUGAAAGAGUGCAGAUAGAACUUCCCUCUGUGUGUUACACGAAAUAAACACACUCUUUAAAUCCGG
Molecule: messenger RNA, 2877 nt
Organism: Silurus meridionalis
Lineage: Eukaryota; Metazoa; Chordata; Actinopteri; Siluriformes; Siluridae
Gene: slc25a37
Product: solute carrier family 25 member 37
Exons: 4
Coding region: 177-1205 (342 amino acids)
Biological process (GO): iron import into the mitochondrion
Cellular component (GO): mitochondrial membrane
Molecular function (GO): ferrous iron transmembrane transporter activity
Source: RefSeq, a predicted model, not a curated record